CUUGGCCAAUAAAGGGCGUCAAUAUACAUUGCAAGAAUAAAUUAUGACCAUUAGCAAUAACAACUGCAAUCAGCGAGAGAUUUAAGACUAGAUCGGCUAGAGUAGUAGUGCAUUAGGUGAAAUAUAACUCAGAAACCCAGCAAGGAACAGAAAAGAUAUUCAAUUGACAUCGAUUUGAGUUUGGUGUGUGCUGUUUGUCCCAACAUCUUUCAGGAAGUGGUCGUAAGUGUCGUUCAUUCACCACUUGCUGAACACUUGGACGCUGGCAUCAAACAAUACUUGGAAAAACCGAAGGGUGAAGUCAAAAUUAUCGAUUGCAGAGCUGACACCGGUCUGUGUGAAGUUGAGCUUCACAAACUCGGCUACAACCAUCUGUGUGCUCUGGACAUCUCACACCUGAAAUGUUAGAUGAGCAAGGAAGAACAAAGUCUAUCAGAAAUUCAUCUGCGCUCCACUGAACUCUGGUCAGAAUCCUGAAGUUAAGAAAGGAGAAAACGACGCCAUGAUCUGCGUUGUUACGCUAGCUGCUGCGCAUGUCAAACCAACUGCUCUGGUGGAAACUGUAGUGUAUUGCGUUACCUAAGCGUUACUAUAGUCACGCUAUAUCCUGUAAGACACGAUCGGUACUUGAUUGUAAAAGUACAUUCCUAUGUAAAAGUAGUAUUACUGAUUCCUAGUAUUGUAUUGUGAAUAUAGCUUGUUGAUUCUUUAAUAAAGUUCAGUUGAGCAAUAGCAAUGAAAGGAGUAACUUGAUUGAGUCUAGACGACACAACAGAAACGAUUCGCAUGAUCAAGAUUGGUGAGAUUCUGAAUUAUUUAUUUUAACUUCUUAUCAAACUUGGCCUCCAGUUUGGAGGCUAGUUGGAUUUAUUAGCUCUUGAUCAUAAGGCUGGAAGAACUAUAAAUAAUUGGAGAUUAUUUUCUAUUUUCAGCGCCCGAAGAAGACUAGCAGUAUGCAGUCGAAACGUCGCGAUCUACAUCACACGUGACUACAUCGUGAGACAAACGAAAAACUUAGCUUUUAUUGUUAAGAACUUGGUUAAUUAACAACGUUAUGCAAAAACUAGGUGACUCCUAUGAAAAAAAAAUUUCGAGAGUUUUACAUUAAGACUGUUAUUUUAUGGUAUUUCAAAACGGGUCCCAGACAUUAUACCCUUGAAAUCACACCAUCAAAGUGAGAAGGUCUUGUACGAGAGUUUUUAGCUCACCUCUUCCUUGUGGGUAGGACCGUGCAUAAGUUACUUUCAUAUAGGGACUUGACCAUGUGCGAGAAUUGUGAGACCGAGGAACUGUUUGUGAGAGAGAAAAAACAAGAAACGCAUCGUCUCGUUAAGGGUAUUUGUAAGUGUACGUGUCAGGUCACGCAAGAGAAGUAGGUGGACAUUAUAUUUCUCGGAAUGUUUCCUCGAGCUUUUCACAAAGCACAUAAAUUUUAGCUCGUCUUCGCAUUCGCCCUUUCUUUCGCCGAGUUUUUUCUGAGCCCUAGCUACAUGUGCUGCUUCUACAGGGAUAGAUGGAAAUAUCUAUGCACACUAUUGUAUGAAUGACUUGAGGCAGGAAGGGGUAAGGGCUCAUAAGCGUAAUUUUGGCGAGGUUCACUGCAGUAUAUCACCCCAAAUUGUGUGAAUUGACUUAUUUCACCAAUUCAAAUAUAUCUAUUUUUUAUUAUAGACGGUGUUCUUGGCUUCAAUAUUCGAUUAAGUGAGCUUGAACUGUAUCAAAGUUGGUAAACGUCGUCGAGGAAACGGCUUCCUAUCACCUGACAGAUGAAAUGCCUAAAACCACGUCAUUUCUUGUCAUUUUUUGUCUACAAAACCCUGAAGCAUUAGUGAGACCACUAACUAGAUAAUAGACGAACUCGACAAGAUGUGAUUACAAUAUCAUCAUUAUUUAAUGUGCACCUUGUCAUACGUAGCAGCUGUAUUAAACCUCACAAAAAGGAAAACAAAAACAAAUUACUGGAAACGUGAUAUUUCUUCUGUUUCAAUUCGAUAGGGUGCUGUGAAUUAGAAUCCUUUGAUUUCUGAAACGUAACUCCCAUGUAGCGAUCAGGUGGAACAUCUUGAUCGAUUUUUUUCCAAACCUAGCUGGAACAAAAUAAAAAGUCCUUGCAAGCUCAUACUUUGUAUGCAGUUUUUUCUCUUGGUGGACCUAUUACUGGUUAGAGGGAUUCGUAAAUGUUAAAUUCAUGACCUCCUAUUCUGAUGUAAAUUUUGUAUGAAAACGCUCAAAAUUAAAACAAACUCGGAAACAUUUUUGCUCCGUCGGAAUCACGCGUUGGCAAGUGAGUCGAUCUGUUCAGAAGGACAGGGACGCAUCCAACCCCUCACUACCCCACACGGGGUAUUGCUGUCUCCCGUAAUGACUCUUACCAUAGGCAGACAACCCAGUGGCUUUGAGGCCGCGUGACGUCAGUUAUUUAAUACGCUAAUUGAACUCUUACAUUGUUUGUAAUUUGCAACGGUCGAUCUCGGCAAGACGCAAGUAAUCCCAAGAAAUGCUAUUUCUCGGAAUCACUUGAAACGAUUUCAUAAAUUCGGCAAGACGAAGAGCGAAUGUCGACGCAAGUGAUCCCGAGAAAUGUUUCAUAAAUUCAGCAAGAUGGUGAGCGAAUGUCGGAAAUCGAGUAGGCUUUUGAGGUGGUUAGAGGCGGUCAAUUGCACAGAUUUUUGGCUUGGCUCUAACACGUUAAUCGACUUUUAAUGUUUCCGAAGCUGGGAGGUGAGCGACAUUUGGAAGCGGAAGAAAUUCGGCGAAGUUCUAGAGGCUUUUGGCCCAGACGGUCCUGGAAGUUGCACGCCUUGUGUUUUUCCUUUGCCUUUGGAGGGGCAGCAGUGGAAAGUGGGGAAUUAACCGUUUUGCAAACUCCUCCAAAAUCACUCUAGACAACACAGAAAAACAAAGGUAUGUGAACUUUAUUCAUCUGACUGUCAUGAAGCGGAUGUUGGGGAUGAAAUGUUUCGAUUUGCGAAUUUAUAAAACAUUUCUCGGGAUCAGUUGCGUUUUGCCGAGAUCAACUGUUGCAAAUUACAAAUAAUGUAAGAGUUCAAUCACAGGCGUCCCAAGCUCCAGCUGUGAGAUGAUCAUCUAGCGCAAUAACAGUCAUGGCGGAAUUACAAGAGCCUGUAUGGGAAUAUUUACUAUCGCUUUAACGAAUUAAAAAAUAGGUCAAAUUCUCAAUAAAAAUACCUCACCUUACUUCCACAGCGUAUCACUUGUUAUCUGACCGCUUACUUUGAUGAAAAGAUCCCAUUUUAGAGAGUCGCCCAUUUCGGUACAAAGGAAAGGGCUUUUGUGUUCAACAAGCGUAUCAAAUAACUGACGUCACGCGGCCUCAAAUCACAGCGUUGUCUGCCUGUGCUCUUAGGAGUCGUAAUUGCGGCAGCGUCGUUGCGAGAGGAAUAAUAAGACGCAUUUGGUAAGUUUGAUUCAGUGAUAUUUCAUCAUAGUGAAAGGCAUAGAAAGAUCGAAUAUUAUGUGUUAUCCUAGACUGAAUAAUUUGCCUUCAAUUAAAAGGGAUUUUGACGCAAUACUGAACGAUUGGACAGUCUGUGACGUAGGUAAAUAUUCGUCGAGGACAACGGUUAAUAGAUCUCCUAACAAAUUAUCGUCGAAUUUUAUUUCCGCAUCUGUUUCUAAAGAAUGUGAACAGUUACGUUAUCCUUGUGGACUUUCUUGGGAUAUAAAAAUUAGGAAUUUAUUCUUGAUAAUGUUAUUUCAGUGAUCUCAAGUUCAGAUUAGUGACUAUUUCAAUUCAAGCAUUCGAAAUGCAACGAAGCACAUCUUCUCUUUCCAACUUAUCUGAAUAGUAGGAAUGCGAAAGGCUCACAAACACAGAUUGCAACGUCAGAACGUCUAACCUUUACACUGAUAAGGAAAGCACGUAGCGGAACGUUCGGCUGUUUUGUUUUGCAAAGUUACAGAUGUUUGAAUAAAAUUUAAUGCGUGUAUGAUCAAGAUAAUUUCCGCCAUCUUUCUCGUCACAUCACUCAAUGUAAUGCUUGUCACGCUUGUCACGCAAUGUAAUGAAAAACGAAAACUUAAAAUACAAAUGUCUCAAUAAAUGAUGAUAAUGUUUAUUUGACUAAACAGACUUCAAAUAUUCUACCUAACGUUUCCAAGAGAAAAAGGUUUAAAAUCCCGAAAAGCACCCGAGUUAUUUUAAAAAACGUACUUUGAGUUAUAAGUUGAUAAAGUUCGCCUGAGGGAAUUUUCUGCUCAUCUUGCGGAUCGUUUUUCAUGUUAUUUGCAUAUUUAGUUUGCAUCGCGCACAUAACAAAUUCAAAUGCAAACUUUUUGUUUAUGGAAAACUCUUUGCUCAAGAAAAAAUCAAAAGCGGAAGAAAGCCCUUGGUAAAAAAAAAAAGUCCUUUGUGAAAGCAACUGGUACUGGCGGAGCUCCACGCUGCCAUCCAGAUUACGAACAAAACAAAAUGUCAAACACAAAUUUUGAAACGAGGUUUGCUUUUAUUUAUGCAAGUACCAGCCUUGAUACGAAAACAUCAACAAUCGCCUCGAAUCGUAAUUUUGGGAGCUGUAUGUUGAUUCGUUGUCUUGCCCCUCAGCACAUUUUCCGAUUUUUUCAUUUUUGCUUCAAGUUUUUCGUUUGCCUUUGGCAACUUUGCCCAUUAUUGUGGCGUUCUUCCUUACCGCUCCACUGAGCGAUCGAGACAAAAAACGUGUCUGCCAUGGGUUACUUCUGCCGAGAAGUCUUUAUCCAUCGUCAUUGACGACAGGAGGUCCCGUUUUCCUAUUAGUUUGCGGUUUCAGGAGGCGAGAUAGUAUCCUGGCGUGUAGCGAGUUGUUUACGAACCUUUAUAAGCUAAGAUGCUGUAUUUGAUUUUGGGAGGAAUACAUUCACUUUGAGCGAAGUUAUAGGGUAUUUAGAUCGACCGAUUCUCGCCAAAUUUCGCCGAAACAUUCCUGGAAUAAUAAAAAACGAAAUUGUGUCGGGAAAUUUUGAUAUUUAAAAUAUUUCUCUCGUGGUGUCCUUUUACGCAACACUUCUCGCAUCUUUUUAGCAACUUGUUUAGACAACCAAUCAGAAUAUCGAAAAAAGCUUAACACAAUUUGUUGGUUGAUGCCCUGUGAAUGAGACUCUGCAGCCAUUUUGCUUGUGCUGCGGCAUCCGAUAUCCGAUAUAUUCAAUAGAAGAACCCUCGGUCGUUUCACGCCUUGCCGGCUCCUGACACCUCCUUAUCACAUUAUUAACUAAGUUGAUAGCUUUAAAACAACUAUUCACCGAAAUGGAGGGGGCUAGUGGUGGAUAUUAACCGAGCUGCGAUGCAGCGAGGUAAAUAUCAACCGCUAGCCACUGACACUGACGUGAAUAGUUGUUUAAGUUUAUGAUAAAACAGUGAGAUAAUUAAGCACAGGAGAUGAUUUUAACUCCUUUUUUCUUGAAACAAUUGUUAUAUUUUUGGGUACAAAUCCCGCGCGUUGCUCGGAGGUGAAAAGCAAAGGAUAUUUGGAGUUUGAGCAGCCAAUCAGAGCGCGCCUUCAACGCUAUCCAGUGUUUUUGUAUAUACUAAAGCAAACUAUCUUGUUAUACCCCCCUUUUACGCAGCACAAUAUGUCUAUGAUCACCUAAAAUACACUGGUUAAUGUAUUUAUGUUUUAUUUUUCUUUUCUUUUCUUUUCAUCCACCCUUCAAUCAUUCGUUCGUUUCAUGUAUUUUUAUUUAAUUUUAGAAUGGCUGCAAAGUCUUACCAAGCAGGCUUUAAAAGGUGUUACGGGGGUCGACUUUCCAAUCUUUCUCAUAAAACGACAGAGAACGAAAUUCAACAAAUUUAUGACGACUGGGCAAAGGAAUAUGAAAAGGUAAUCACUGAACUAGUUCAUGUAUAUAAUAUUAGUUUCCAAACUAAUUAAAUGUGUAUAUGUUUAGCCGGACCUCACUUUAGUGCCUUUUUCGUGCGACGAUCACGUGCUUUCGUAUAAUCGAAUAUUUCAAUCGUAUAUUUCAAGUUAGUGAAAGGUGAGAAAAGGGACAGGAAAAACUGUUGACGCUGUAGCAGCAAGGCAAUGGUACAUUAAAGGAGGAGGUUACGUGUUCCAAGACUCUUAGUGCCUUCCUCUCAGUGAGUUUCUUCAAGCUCUUGUCCCUUACGUCUACUAUGUUACAUAAGGUUGAGUUUUGUGUUCAAAUUUCACUUUCAGGAUGUUGUUGUUGUGGCACGCGCAAUUUUCCACAAGCCACUGGCUGAGUCUUUGGAUGAAGCCAUUCGGCGAUUUCUCGCUGGGAAAGAAAAAGAUGACGUGAAAAUAAUAGACGCCGCAGCUGGUACGGGACUGGUUGGAGUCGAACUAAAUAAACUCGGCUACACCAAUCUAUGUGCUUUGGAUAUUUCACCAGAAAUGUUAGAUGAAGCAAAGUAA
Messenger RNA from Pocillopora meandrina, 6377 nucleotides. The record is from the annotation of a GenBank genome assembly. Lineage: Eukaryota; Metazoa; Cnidaria; Anthozoa; Scleractinia; Pocilloporidae.